Papaver somniferum (opium poppy) is the source of this 836-nucleotide messenger RNA. RefSeq names its product photosynthetic NDH subunit of lumenal location 3, chloroplastic-like. Gene Ontology annotation, biological process: photosynthesis; photosynthetic electron transport chain. Gene Ontology annotation, molecular function: calcium ion binding. The record is from RefSeq and is a predicted model, not a curated record. The coding region runs from base 294 to 665 and encodes 123 amino acids. The transcript has 3 exons. Lineage: Eukaryota; Viridiplantae; Streptophyta; Magnoliopsida; Ranunculales; Papaveraceae. Gene Ontology annotation, cellular component: photosystem II; photosystem II oxygen evolving complex; extrinsic component of membrane.
UCAGUUUUUUGAUUCCAAUAACUAGUAGGUUUACAAAAUCCUUAGUACAUUGCAUAUAUAUGAUCCCAAGUCACAUUCUCUAAUCUCUUCUUCUCCCCAGUCCCCCCCAUAGAUAUCGGCAAACAAAACAAUAAUAAAAAGAGGAACACCCAAAAAGAAUAAUAAAAGGAUUUAACAACCACAAAACCUAUAACCGUCUGUCUCUUCUUCUUCUACUGAAAUACUAGUCUCUCUAUCUAGCUUGCUUGUCCAUCCUUGUACCCUUCAGAAGCGAUCAUUCAGUUUUGAGGAAAAUGGCAGGAAUCGUAUCGAAUGGUAGCGUUUACCGGAUAAGACAGUGUGCCCUCGACCUAUUAUCGAUUGUUGAUUUGAUGGAUGGCGAGGUUUCAUGGGACAUUAUAGGAAGAGAUCUCCAGCUUAGAUCAACAUUCUUAUACUGUGAUUUCAAACAAAUCAUUUCUAAAGCAGCAGAGGACGAAAAGAAACCCUUAAUUAACCUUGCCAACCGCUUAUUAUGUUCUAUAGAAGAGAUGAGCUAUGCAGUAAAACUAAAAGAUCGUACUUUGAUGGAGAGCAGAUACUUUGACACAGCAAAGGUUUUGGAAGACUUGAUGGCUCUCCUUCCUUAUUGCGAUCUGUUCGUCGAGGAUGAAUCGGACGAUUAAGUGAACCCCUCAUUUACUGUAUAUGUUUUACCCCUUCCCUCAUGUCCAGCUGGUUCUUUCCUUCUUGGGCUUUAAGUACCAUCCAUCUGUAAAUACUAAAUACCAGUUUAGAAUGAUUUCAUAUGUAAAAAGUUUGGUUUAGGCUUAAAUGUUUCAAAUCCUUAGCACGCA